AUGUCGCGGACGCAGAACCAGAGCCACGCGACGAGGUUCUACGAUGGGCAGGCGCUGCAGGAGCGCCACCCCGAUCUCUCCGAACCCUUCCACGGAGACGUCGUAAAGGAUGAGAUUGCGAUCGCGUUCGGUCGUCGGCACGUGCACAAGCUCGUGGAGCUCGUGAGCCUGCCCAAGGAGGAUCUGACCCCGGAGAAGCGGGCCACCGCUCUGCGCUACCUCCUCGGCGUGCUCACCAAUCAGGAGUCCAAGGCUGAGGCGAUCGGAACGAACGUCGCCGCACCUCUCGUGGUGCACAUAACGGACGACUCCGACGACGUGAGGAGGAUCGCGUGCGAGGUGAUGGCGUCGCUUGCCACCUCUCGCGACGGGAGGACCAGUCUCAUCGCCGCCGACGCGGUGACCGCGACGGCCAUGAAGAUGCUCAAGGACAGGAACCCCGAUGUGAGGGGCGCCGCGUGUUCCUUCCUCGCGGCGUUCUCGUCCGCGCACGACGGCGCGAGGCACGUGCUCGAGGCUGCGGACGGGAGCGUGUUUGAGAAGAUUGUCAAGCUGUUGGACUACGAUUUAACGCCAACGAGCGCCAAGACGAGCGCGUGCGAGACGCUCGGAGGGUGCACGCUGACCGACGAGGGCGUGCACGCGGGUCUGGAGGCGCGCUUACCCAAAGCGCUGCUCCGCGUGCUGGACAGGGAGGAGGCGAGGAUGAGCUCGGAGCUCAGAACGCAGGCGGCUCGCGCGCUGAAGAACCUGUGCCAGGUUGAAAUCGGGAGGACGCAGUGUUUGGUGGCGGGCGCGGUGAAGGCGAUGGCGCCGCUUCUGAGGAACACGGACGCGGACGUGCGAUUACAGGCGUCGGGGUGUUUGCAGGCCAUCGCGCUGGAGAGGGAUGCGAAGAUGCCCGUGUGCGAGGCGGCGAGGGUCAACCUGGUGAUGCUGCUGAGGGAUCCGGUGGUGGGCGUGGUGCAAAACGCAGUCGCCGCGAUUCGAGCGUCGAGCGAUUUGCCCGACGCGAGGCGAAAGUUCUUCCCCAUGCUGGCCCCGAAGGACAAGGAUCACGUGUUUCCCAACCAUCACACGUGGUCCCGAGACCUGCGCGGGCCCUUGUUCUAG
Micromonas commoda is the source of this 1113-nucleotide messenger RNA. RefSeq names its product radial spoke protein 8 (gene RSP8). Bases 1 to 1113 code for a protein of 370 amino acids. NCBI's taxonomy places the organism in Eukaryota, Viridiplantae, Chlorophyta, Mamiellophyceae, Mamiellales, Mamiellaceae. The record is from RefSeq and is a predicted model, not a curated record. Gene Ontology annotation, molecular function: protein binding. The transcript has a single exon.